UCCUGCACGUCUGAAGUUGCGUGGCGAGAGGGGCGAGCGUGCCCUGGGACGGGCCGGUGGCGAGAGCGGGACCAGUAGCAGCGCAACGGCCGCGCACAUAUGCUCACCAGAACGGCGGACGCUAGCAGCCGAGGAGGAGCAUGGAGCAUCGCAGAGGGCGCCGAGCAGCGCCACGGCCGCCCGACACACUUGCCGUCGCCGUCGGAGCUGCUGCCCGCUACUGACAGCACCUCUGCUGCCGCCUGUGACACCUAGACCACCACACCCGUCGGGUGCAUCCUCUUCAGCGCGCGUCCCUUUCUGCGCGCAGCCGUGCGCCGUUACACCUGCGCCACCAAAGAUGACGCUCUGCCUCGUGGGGUCAGUGCUUCCUCUCCUGCUGCUCGCCAGAGGCACGUCUUCCAGGGCGAGCAACCCCGUCCUUCGCGCCGUGUGGCUGGUGCCGCUGCUGAGCUGCUGCUGUUGGGGCGGCUUGGUUCUGGGAGCCCUGCCCGUGCUGGCGGAAAGCGGAGUGGGGCCCGUGUGGCGUGCCGUCUCCAGCUCCAGCUACUACAUCGCCGACGUGAGCUUUCCGCAGCAAAGGAGCCGGAGGGCGUUCGUGCCUUCGCCUCCCUACUGCCCCGAGACGGGGCGCACCGUUUGUGCACAAGUCGACGACUAUCCCACAGAUUAUAUCUACCACGUGCUGCUGGGCAGCAAGAGUAAGCACUUCAACCUGUCCACGCUGUUCUCGGACGAGAGUCUGGGCGACUCGCAGCCAAACCGUGCGCUGCUUCCCGACCAGCCACGCACGGACAGCUACGUCGUGUAUCAAACGGCAGUCCACUACGACCACCAGGGUGGACCGCCGCAUCACCACGGAGGUCCGCACCAGCAUCGUAGGCCACAGCAGCAGCACCGAAGGCGCCAGCAACACCAGGAGCCGCAGCUCCACCACCAGCUGUCGCACCAGGACGGCGAUGAUUGGCCCGAUGCCACAAUCGUCCUACCGCCAACGUUUGUCUACCAUAAAAGAGACCUGGUGAAGCGAGCGCCCGAGGUGGACCCGGCCUGUCCCGUGCGCACCAUGUUCGUGUCGCCAAAGGCAGGACUCAGCGACCGCUCCCAGUGGAAGUACGUGGUCAAUUUGCAGGACAGGGACCCUUCGGCUAAGCAGGUCAUCCGCGUCGACGUCUGCAGAUCUCCCGAUGCAGCCUGCUCGAACGCCAUCAGCUUGCCCUUCGGCUACACCAGCCGCUGCACGCAGAAGUACUUGAAGAAAAAGCUGCUCUCUCUGGACUCGGACGGCGGUGGCACGUCGGAGGAAAACUUCUUCGUGCCUUCCUGCUGUGUCUGUGAACUCGUCCGCGAUGUGGGAAAGAAAUAGGGUCGUCAAUCGUACGAGCCUCUGGUUACCGGGAGGGGUCGUCAAACAGGGACCACGGUGGGUGCUGUUCAGUGCUAAAGUGAAUGCCAAGACCAGAUACGGACUGAAGUGGUUUCGAGAGUGACAUGGGAAGGAGUGGAUGGAAUGAACUAUCACUGAGCGACCCCACUGUUGCCACGAUGUCUCUUCUAAGUGUGUCGAUUCUGUACAUGCACAAGGUAGCCUGUGCACUCGUGCGUGUGCUCCACAUUAUCUUGAUAAAGGACUAUAGCGGCGAAGACGGUGGCUGUUGAUUGUGCCAGUAGACGCCUGUGCGAAGCUGCCAUCUUGUGGCCCGCGCACGUGAACUGCCAGUGUGUUUGACCCUGAAGCGCAGCGUUGCACGAAAGUAUGCACGGGCCGUCUCUAAGAAGAUAUUCGACAAUUUUUAAACGUUUCUUUCUUUUUCAUGUGCUUCGAGAUCCCGAAUAUUUUGUAGCUCAGUUUAGCAAAUAAUCUUAUUUUUUUUCCAAAUCCAUAAGUUGAUGCGGCUCUUAAAGAGCACUUGCAUGCUUCAAUUUCCGAAUUACAACGAGCCCACUGACGAAAAAAUAAAAUAACCGAUUGAUUGGUUGGUUUACAGUAA
Rhipicephalus microplus (southern cattle tick) is the source of this 1991-nucleotide messenger RNA. RefSeq lists its product as uncharacterized. Gene Ontology annotation, cellular component: extracellular region. Gene Ontology annotation, molecular function: growth factor activity; Toll binding. Gene Ontology annotation, biological process: innate immune response; central nervous system formation. The record is from RefSeq and is a predicted model, not a curated record. NCBI's taxonomy places the organism in Eukaryota, Metazoa, Arthropoda, Arachnida, Ixodida, Ixodidae.